Molecule: messenger RNA, 1038 nt
Organism: Mercurialis annua (annual mercury)
Lineage: Eukaryota; Viridiplantae; Streptophyta; Magnoliopsida; Malpighiales; Euphorbiaceae
Exons: 1
Coding region: 1-1038 (345 amino acids)
Source: RefSeq, a predicted model, not a curated record
AUGAACUUCUACGCGAUAAAGAAUCACUUCCAAUAUAAGGUGAAGAAGUCAUGUAGAAGACAGUUUUUCUUAGAUAGUUGGGAUGAGAGAUGUGAUUGGAAAUUAAGAGCUUCAAGAAAAAUAAAAACAAGCAUGUUCAUGAUAAGGAAGUUGAACAAUGUUCAUAUUUGCCCAUUAGAAUCAAGAACAAGCAACCAAAGGCAAGCAACAGCAGCAAUCAUUGGAAAGUGCAUUAAGUCAAAAUUUCUGAGUUUAAAAACAGUUUACACGCCGGGAGAUAUAUUGAGGGACAUGAAAGAAGACUACGGUGUAAACAUCAACUAUACAAAAACUUAUAGAUCAAAGGAGAUGGCUCUUGAAAAAAUAAGAGGAAGAGCCGAUGAUUCAUUUGCAAAGCUGCCGUCUUAUUUAUAUCUCCUACAAAUUGCAAAUCCAGGAUCAUUUGUGAGAUUACAAACUACAGAAGACAACAGCUUUCUCUACGUGUUCAUGGCUUUAGAUGCUUCAAUAAAAGGCUGGACUUCGUGUAUGCCUUUGGUAGCAGUUGAUGGCACAUUUCUAAAGUCAGCUUAUGGUGGAACACUGCUCUCAGCAAGUACACAAGAUGGAAACGGCAAAAUUUUCCCCUUAGCGUUUUCAGUGGCAGAUUCUGAAAAUAAUGAAUCAUGGGAAUGGUUUAUUCAAAAUUUAAGAGAGGCAUUUGGAUUGAGAGAGGGAAUGUGUAUUAUUUCGGAUCGGCAUGAGAGCAUCAAAAAUGCAAUUGGAAAGGUAUAUCCUGAAGUUAGCCAUGGAAUAUGCACCUUUCAUUUGUACAACAACCUCAAAACAAAUUUCAGGAAGAAAUCAAAAGAUUUCAAAAAAACAUUUUUCAAAGCAGCAAGGGCAUACACUAAAGAUAAAUUUGAAUUUUACAUGGCUGAAAUUGAUGAGAUGGAUGCGCGUAUAAGGCCGUAUCUAGAAAAAGUGGGGUAUCCAAAAUGGGCGAGGACACAUAUUACAAACAAUAGACAUUUGAUGAUGACAACAAAUGUGGCAUAA